GAUCACAGUACGGGCACUUCAGUCUUGAACUCAAUCGAGGAAUAGUCGGUGUCGGCUUGAGCGAGCUAAAUUUUUGUGAAAAUCAGUUCACAUAGAAAAAAAUAAGUACACAUUACCGCCGGGGCCAGAAUAUAACGAUCGUUUUCUUGUGUAUCAGUUGGUGAACGUGUUAUUUGAAAAGAGCUAUCAAAAUGUCAGACAGAAAGGCUGUAAUAAAAAAUGCUGAUAUGUCUGAGGAGAUGCAGCAGGAUGCUGUUGACUGUGCAACUCAAGCCCUUGAAAAGUACAAUAUAGAAAAGGACAUUGCAGCCUUCAUUAAGAAAGAAUUUGAUAAAAAAUACAAUCCAACGUGGCACUGCAUCGUAGGCCGUAACUUUGGAAGCUAUGUAACACAUGAAACAAGACAUUUUAUCUAUUUUUACUUGGGUCAAGUAGCGAUCCUUCUCUUCAAAAGUGGAUAAAUUGGAAUCUAUUCUGUAAUCACAAACCUUUCUUCCUCCCUUCACACACGCUACAUGGAAAUACCUUAAAUCACGUCACCGUCUGUAAGAAAAAUUACAAUAUUGUGUAUAAUGGAAAUUUGAUUUCAAGCAAAAAACACGCACUCCCAGUUAAACAAAGAAGUAUAAAAGUAUAUAAUGAUCAUCGGUACUAUUGACUUUGCUGUUUUACUUAUCUCAGGAGAUAAGACAAUGAAAAAUUCUGUAGAAGCUACGGAGAGAAAAAAAAAGGGUAGGGAGAUGAUUAACUGAAUGAGAAGAAAUGAAAAAAAAGUAAAAGAAAAUCAAUUGACAUACAAUCUUACAUGUUAAAAUGUAUCAUGUAUGCCAGAAAAUUUGUUGUGUUCUUGUUUUAUAUUAGGUAUAUAUAAUGCGAGGUUGAGUUCAAUACUGGCGAUUUUAAAUUAAUAAAUUUUUAGUGUUUAAUACACUAAAUGCACCUAAGUAUAAUGUAACAUUCAUACAAAUUCAUGUAUGGUUUUUAUUAUCUUACUAUGCUUGAGGAGAACUGUAUUCAGUAGUCAUCAAUAAUGAAUUUAAGCCAAACCUUGAUUGAUUGCUGCGAUCAUUAUUAUUUUAUGUAAUGUUGUAAAUUGUCCCUUUAUUCUGUGAUGCUGUGCAAAACAGAAGUGGUUAACGAAAUCAUCUUCGAUUCGUUUGAAUUCUGUGACACUUCUGUAAAAAAAAAAUCUGGAAGUGAGGCUGACGAGAGAGAAAGCUUAGUUAUGGACCCGCCAUCACGUUGAUGAUAAAUUUAAACGUAACGAUUAUUUAAAUUUACACAGUGCUAAGUAAGAUGUUGCAUAAUAUUCAAAUCGAGUCAUUGUCAUAAUUCUAGUUUUUUUUAUAUUGUGCACACGGAAUUUUGCAAAAUGUAUUAUUCUUAAGGCAAUAUACAUUUAGGGAAUUA
Molecule: messenger RNA, 1410 nt
Organism: Bombus huntii
Lineage: Eukaryota; Metazoa; Arthropoda; Insecta; Hymenoptera; Apidae
Product: dynein light chain 2, cytoplasmic
Exons: 3
Coding region: 192-461 (89 amino acids)
Biological process (GO): microtubule-based process; cilium assembly
Cellular component (GO): cytoplasmic dynein complex
Molecular function (GO): dynein intermediate chain binding; dynein light intermediate chain binding
Source: RefSeq, a predicted model, not a curated record